Molecule: messenger RNA, 1923 nt
Organism: Prionailurus viverrinus (fishing cat)
Lineage: Eukaryota; Metazoa; Chordata; Mammalia; Carnivora; Felidae
Gene: HOXA5
Product: homeobox A5
Exons: 2
Coding region: 1-1146 (381 amino acids)
Biological process (GO): regulation of transcription by RNA polymerase II; anterior/posterior pattern specification
Cellular component (GO): nucleus
Molecular function (GO): DNA-binding transcription factor activity, RNA polymerase II-specific; RNA polymerase II cis-regulatory region sequence-specific DNA binding
Source: RefSeq, a predicted model, not a curated record
AUGCGCCCUGCCUCCAGCGGGUGGCGCUCGAGUCCGACUGAACGGCGGCGGCGGGUGGCGGGCACGCGCCUGGGGCGCGCGCGCCACCCCUCUUGCCUCCACCCAACUCCCCCAUUAGUGCACGAGUUUACCUCUAGAGGUCAUCAGGCAGGAUUUACGACUGGACAACAAAAGCACGUGAUUCGAAGUCGUACCCCAUAUUUGGGUGCCUACGUAGGAGGGAACCAAGUACAUGUCCCAGUCAUUUCCAUAAUUCAUCAUAAAUUGUGCAAGGGUGCUAUAGACGCACAAACGACCGCGAGCCACAAAUCAAGCACACAUAUCAAAAAACAAAUGAGCUCUUAUUUUGUAAACUCAUUUUGCGGUCGCUAUCCAAAUGGCCCGGACUACCAGUUGCAUAAUUAUGGAGAUCAUAGUUCCGUGAGCGAGCAAUUCAGGGACUCGGCGAGCAUGCACUCCGGCAGGUACGGCUACGGCUACAAUGGCAUGGAUCUCAGCGUCGGCCGCUCCGGCUCCGGCCACUUUGGCUCCGGGGAGCGCGCCCGCAGCUACGCGGCCGGCGCCAGCGCGGCGCCUGCCGAGCCCAGGUACAGCCAGCCGGCCACGUCCACGCACUCGCCUCCGCCCGACCCGCUGCCCUGCUCCGCCGUGGCCCCCUCGCCCGGCAGCGACAGCCACCACGGCGGGAAAAACUCCCUGGGCAACUCCAGCGGCGCCUCGGCCAACGCCGGCAGCACCCACAUCAGCAGCAGAGAGGGGGUUGGCACGGCGUCCGGAGCCGAGGAGGACGCCCCCGCCAGCAGCGAGCAGGCGAGCGCGCAGAGCGAGCCGAGCCCGGCGCCGCCCGCCCAACCCCAGAUCUACCCCUGGAUGCGCAAGCUGCACAUAAGUCAUGACAACAUAGGCGGCCCGGAAGGCAAAAGGGCCCGGACGGCCUACACGCGCUACCAGACCCUGGAGCUGGAGAAGGAGUUCCACUUCAACCGCUACCUGACCCGCCGAAGAAGGAUUGAAAUAGCACAUGCUCUUUGCCUCUCUGAGAGACAAAUUAAAAUCUGGUUCCAAAACCGGAGAAUGAAGUGGAAAAAAGAUAAUAAGCUGAAAAGCAUGAGCAUGGCGGCGGCGGGAGGGGCCUUCCGCCCCUGAGUAUUUGAGCGUUUAAAGUACUGAGCAGUAUUAGCGGAUCCCGCGUAGUGUCAGUACUAAGGUGACUUUCUGAAACUCCCUUGUGUUCCUUCUGUGAAGAAGCCCUGUUCUUGUUGCCCUAAUUCAUCUUUUAAUCAUGAGCCUGUUUAUUGCCAUUAUAGCGCCUGUAUAAGUAGAUCUGCUUUCUGUUCAUCUCUUUGUCCUGAAUGGCUUUGUCUUGAAAAAAAAAUAGAUGUUUUAACUUAUUUAUAUGAAGCAAGCUGUGUUACUUGAAGUAACUAUAACAAAAAAAAAGAGGAAAAAAAACACACAAAAAAGUCCCCCUUCAACCUCGUUUAGUGCCAAUGUUGUGUUGCACUCCAGUUGUUUAACUGUGCAUGUGAGUGGAAGUGUUCCUGUCUCAAUAGCUCCAAGCUGUUAAAGAUAUUUUUAUUCAAACUACCUAUAUUCCUUGUGUAAUUAAUGCUGUUGUAGAGGUGACUUGAUGAGACACAACUUAACUUGUUUGACGUGUAGUGACUAGUGACUCUGUGACGAAAACUGUGACUCCAAGCGGUGUGUCCCUGCGUGCCUUUUGUAGGACCCUUUGCACGAACUCUGGAAGUGGCUCUUAUAAGCGCAGCUUCAGUGAUGUAUGUUUUUGUGAACAAAGUUACAAAUAUUGUCCGAGUCUGGCUGUUUAAGCAAACUGUGAUCAGCUUUUUUUUUUUUUUGUAUUUGUUUUUAAGGAAAAAAUACUGACUGGAAACAAAAAAAUAAACUUUCUAUUGUAAGUUC